ACGGUGGCUGGCAAGAUCCUAUCGCCAUCCCGCCUUCGACUUUCGAUACCACUGCGGUAUUGUCACAUCAUUUUCACCUCGAAUCUCGUCGAGUAUAAUACAAUAAGAGAACUACGGAGUAAAAAUAUGGCAAUGCUGAAUGCAGAAGCUGUCUUUGAAGAACAAUUUGUAGAAGAGCCAGUUCAAGGUCUAUCAUGGAAUCCGCAGGACUCGCAGCUUGAAGGAUCAGAGCCACAUACGAAUUAGUGUAUGGCUUGAAUUGUACAAAUACGUGUAGGAGUGUCAAAGUCGGUAGGAUUUUGAACGCUUGUAACCCCGCUCAUUAUCACCGGCUCGUCCCGCCUUCAGGUAUUCAGGUCAAACUGCUCCAAGACGCAACUUGAAAGCAGACCGUCUUUUCGCAAUUCUCAUCAGUACAGUAUGCGGUGAAGCCCGAAUGAUCAGGGUUGGAGAUGGAUGCUGCUUGAUUACGACGACGGGAGGCUUCUUGCGGUUUCUGAAACCCCCAACUUUCUAGUCGCCUUCAGGGUGCGGAGUGUGUACUACACCCCAUUGUGCACGUCUUCAAUCUACCUGAGAACAGCAAAUUCAUUUACAGGCUGCAUGCAGACCAUAUACGUCGGGGCACCGCCCAGGCAUGUGCCUGGGACGCAGUCUUCCACGGUUCGAAUUAGAUGGCUCGGAUGGGCCUGCGAUCUUGUUCAUGCGCAUCACCGCUUCCCAGCCAUUUCAGUUACACGUGCCUCCGUAUCUUCCCCCGUAGUCUCCUGUCUCGUGGUCAUCGUCAACGGUCCUGCAGCUGCGAGAGUUGACUCGCCUUUGGCGUUGUUCAGACGGGCUGCCUAUGGGUUGUGCAUACCAGCAUGCAACAAGCAAAAGCCGUCGUUCUUGAAAGUUGAGCUGACAGAGCAGACCCCCACGCCAUCCCGUAGACGGAGGACUUUGACCAGCUGCAAGAACGUUGCACUCGCGGACGAUGAAACCCAAGGCAGCACUUCCGGUUGGGUUCUGUUGACCUCCAGGGUCGUCAAAAAGAAAGACCCGCGUGCCGUCCAGCAGACCAUGCAUCACGACAGCCUAACCUCUGUGUGUACCGUCUGCGAUCGAUUCUCCCCACAGUUCGCAGCCCCGACAGCGCCCCGCGCGGCCUCAAGCUGUGGCCUCCUUUGCCACGGAGGGCGGGCGGCCAAGGUUGAGCGGCCGAUACCCGACUGCUGGGACCGGCGGCCCUGCGGUACCCCUGUGCUCUGUGCUCAGUCCCAGGCUCUACGUACCUGGUAAGGCCGUAUAUGCAGUCCGACGUCAGACUUGAGUGGUUGCAUAUGCCCUGACACGGCAAACGAAGCCAGAUGUCACGUCAUCCAUCUGCUUCAGUCAUCUGGAAGGCCCGCGGCAUCGUCAGUCAGCCGAGGGAAUCAGGAUCAUGAGCAGACUUUUGGGUAGUGGCGUCUUCUUAUUUGUGCACUGUCUGACAAGGAGCGGUUUUCUUCUCCGACAGCGCUUCCGGAGCCCCGGAUGUCACCGGCAGGACGUGGAAAAAUUAUUCAAAAGUUGACAGGUCGAUCCGGGUGUGAUCGGACUUCGAGCU
Molecule: messenger RNA, 1588 nt
Organism: Parathielavia appendiculata
Lineage: Eukaryota; Fungi; Ascomycota; Sordariomycetes; Sordariales; Chaetomiaceae
Exons: 1
Coding region: 457-1281 (274 amino acids)
Source: RefSeq, a predicted model, not a curated record